This is a messenger RNA of Sporisorium graminicola, 2754 nucleotides long. RefSeq lists its product as uncharacterized. Gene Ontology annotation, biological process: DNA integration; DNA recombination. Gene Ontology annotation, molecular function: DNA binding. The transcript is spliced from 2 exons. Lineage: Eukaryota; Fungi; Basidiomycota; Ustilaginomycetes; Ustilaginales; Ustilaginaceae. The record is from RefSeq and is a predicted model, not a curated record. Bases 1 to 2754 code for a protein of 917 amino acids.
AUGGCCGCUUCGCUCCAUCCCUUCCCCUCUCUGCCUGCCCAAGACGGUGGUACUCCAUCCUGGCAGCGCCAAGCAGAUCCUUUCCAAGACACACAGCAGGCCCUCACAGUCCCAUUGGCUGACCUUUGCCUGCGUACCUUCCUUGCCAGGCAGAUUCAGCACCCACCUGCUCGUCCUAAUACCGGCAUGCCAGAGAUGCUUUUUGACGCUUCCCAAGAGCCAGCUCGCCAGGGCUCCAUGCAAGCGGCUCUUCCAGCCUGGGAUCGAAUGCUUGCCUCGUACCCAGACCAGCGUGUAGCUCAGAAUCUCCUUGGCGCCAUCAAGCACGGCAUCUUGGUGGGCUAUUCAGGCCCAUUGCAACAGUGUGGGCGUUUCGAAAGCAUAAAAAACCUUCCCAUGGAUCAAGCAGGCCGUCAACAUGUUGACGCAGAGAUCCAGCUCCGGGUAGCCGAGGGCAGGCUCCAAGAAGUGGACGCGCAUCAGCGCCAGCUGGUCUGUUCACCAAUUGGUACGGUUCCAAAGCCGCGCUCAACCAAGCUUCGCACCAUUCACCACCUUUCCCACCCGAGACGUCCUCUCUCCGGCCAGCUCCAUUCGGUCAACGACGGAAUCAACCCAGCCUUCACACGCAUCAAGUACGCUAGUCUCUUGCCACUCAUAGAGUACAUUCGAGAUAAUGUUGGUUGCCUGCUUUGGAAGAGUGACCUAGUCGACGCAUUCCGACACAUAGUUGUCAGCAAUGGCGAUGCACGACUACUGGGUUUCAAAUUCAACAAUCGAUACUUCAUGGAGACUAGCCUCACCUUUGGCGGACGAAGUUCCCCAUGGCUCUUCAAUCUUUUCGCCGAGAUGGUUCAUUGGCUUGUCAGCACGACCACAACACAUCUAGUGGAACACUAUCUUGACGAUUUCUUUGGAGCAGUCCCAUCAGACGACAAUCCUGGAGCGCCGCUCCACAGCUUGGCUCUCGCGUGCGCCGCACUUGGCUUGCAGCCGUCCCCAGCAAAGACUUUCAGCGGGGUUACGAGGCUGGAAGUCUUGGAGAUUGAGCUCGACACCAUGCAGCAAACGGUAGGCAUCACAGCCGAGCGUAAGGAGCGGAUCUUAGCAGCAAUCGAUCAUUUGCUGUCGCGACGCUCAGCUACGCUCUUGGACUGGCAGCGGAUCGCCGGUCUGCUUCAAUUUGUGUCGCAGGUCAUCCCGCAUGCAAAAGCAUACCUGCGAAGGCUCUAUGACGCUGUCAGGCGGGCGCACCAGCACCCACAGCAGCGAAGACGACUAUCUGGCCCAGCGGUAGCCGAGCUUCGUUGGUGGCGUUCCACCUUGUCCAGCUGGACCGGUCACACAAUGCUCCAACCGUCACCGCUAGUUGUCAAGCAUAUCUGGACAGAUGCGUCCAAGCGAGCGUAUGGUGGACACCUUGGAACCAUGAAUGAUCCAUGUUCAGUGUACUCCAAGGAAGUCAGCCGUCGCCACAGAGCCAAAGACAUCCGCUUCCUGGAAGCUUUAGCGGUGUUGGACGCUCUGCGCAUCUUCAGCCAGACGUGGUCCGGCCCCUGCCUUGUGGUGCUGCACGUGGACAACACCAAUGUCGAAUACGGCCUUCGAUCAGGACGCUCAAGGGAUCCAUUGACACAGACACUGCUUCGGGCGGUCUUUGAGCUGUUUCCCAAAAGCGCACGCCUUGCUCUUCCCCCGCCAGGCCGUAGCGUCCAGCAUGCCAGCCCGCCACCCCACUUUGUCACCGCCACUGGGUGCUCCACAGCCGCGGCCAAGCUUAUCUGGCACGGCCUCGCAGCGUCAACCCGUAGCCGUGGUGCAGAGUCGGUCAACCGCUACCAAACCUUCGUCCUUCGCCGGUUUGGACCCAGCUGCCAAGCCGUUCCAGCCUCAGGUCUCCUCCUUGUCGAAUGGGUUGCAGACAUGGCCAGCACGCGCUCCUAUCACAGCAUCAAGCAUGAGCUCCACGCUUUGCAGUCGUGGCACAUUGAUCUCGGAUUUGACACUGGGGGGUUUGCAUGCGGCCGCCUGGAGCGAGCCAUUCGAGGCGUCAAACGCAUCUUUGGCCUCAAGCCAGCAACGGCAAAGCUACCCAUCACCCUGCCGCUCCUUCGCGCCAUCCUGCAACAGCUCAGGUCUAUCCACUCCCUCAGCGCUUGGAAUCGGCAAGUUGUCUCAGCCGCUUUUGCGGUGUCCUUUGCCUGUUUCCUCCGUUGCGGCGAAGUCACUUGGACCAGCCUCGACCACUCUGUCACCACCAUUGGCGCCAUCACCUGGUACGAGGAGUACGCCAUCCUCGUCCUCCCAGCAUCAAAGACCGACCCGUUCAGGCUCGGCGCGCCGCUGGUCCUGCCAAAGGUUGGCGGCAUCGAAUGUCCCUACGCCGCGCUCAAGUCCAUUUGUCCAGCGCAACGCCCAGCAGCAGCCCCAGUCUUUGGAAUCAAUGACGGUUUCCAGCCACUCACCCGCUCGUUCUUUCUCAGCAUCCUGCGCCUGGCGCUGGAUCGGCUUGGCCUCCAGCCUUCCCACUACGCCGGUCACUCAUUCCGACGUGGCGCGGCUACUUGGGCAGCAUCGGCCGGCAUCGACAGCAGCACCAUCCAGCUGCUUGGACGAUGGUCUUCCGAUUGCUACCGCCGCUACAUCGAUCGAUCGGCCGUGGAGCGUCGCUCCAUGGUCGCUUCCGCCCUCUUCUCCGUCCGAGACGGUCCACUCGUCCCAGCCAGUGUUUCCUGGCGAGAUCCUGUGCUCUGA